GCCCCAGCUGGCCCGGCGUCACCAAGUCCCCGUCCUUGACUAAAGAAAGCGAAGGGAAUCGACAACAAAGAAGUCCAUGCCGUGUGCCAUCUUCGGGGACAGCGCACUUGUUCUAAUUGGACACCACAAAUCGGCUGUUCUGCACGGCGAGACAACCAAUUGCGACCAUCAUCGCACGAAUUCUCGCUUAUAAACUCGCGCUCGCACAAUGGACCGGAAGAUUACUCGACAAACCACACUGAUCAGGACUUGGCGUCGCAGGCUUUACUCCUCAUCCUCCUACAUACUACUUUACAAGUUUAAGUUUACCUCCAUCUCCAAGAAACCAUCAACCUGCCUCCGAUGGCCUCUAGAGUCGUUCAGCGCGAAGACCGUGCCUACCCGGCUUACAAGGAUGCCGGCUUCCUGUUCGACCCCAGUUUCGACAAGAAGUCAACCUUCAAGGAUCCUAUCGUCAUCGACGAAGAGGGCGACCUUUGGAUAGAAGUGGGCGGCGGCUGCGACCGCGAGCCAACAAAAUGCGAGGGGGUGUGCCGCUUCAGGGUCAGGUCCCAGGCCAUGCGGGAGUUCUCAAGCCUCUGGCAGACCCUGGUAGCCACGGCGCGGAAGUCACAAGAACCUGGCAAAGAGCUGGUGGUGAGGCUCCCCAAGGACGAGCCGCUAGCGAUCGCCGCCCUGGUCGCCGUCUGCCACCAGCGGGUGGAUCUGCUACCGAGGUGGCCAAACCACGUCCCCCGCCACGAGCGUAUCUCGCGCCUCCUCUCGGCGGCCGACAAGUACGGGAUGGUGGGCGCCUUCAGACAAGAUUUCCGCCCCGACUGGAUGUCGCACGGCCGGCCGCUCCCCUACGCCGAGAGCAAAGGCGACCCCGCCGGGACGCUGCACCGGCUGAACGUGGCCUGGCAAUUGGAAUGCGUCCAGUUGGUGGAGGAGACCGCCUGGAUGAUCAUGUGCCAUGCCACAAAGGCGGAGGUCGACGAGUUGGUCCGCCUGACGGACCGCGGCGACGAGAUUGGGCUCCCCUUCAGGCUCGGGGACUUGAUGGGCGUGAUCGCGAAUUCCCGGCGGCAGUUGAUCCAGUGUGGCCUGGGCUGCUUCCAGAAGGGGAUGGAAGAGUACGAAAAAAGAGAUUGGUAUACGAACAUGGGGCCUCUUCUUGAUUGGUCGCAAACCGCUUUGGCGAGACCGAUCGACCGAUAUGCAGAACAAAGAGCGCCGCUUUGGGAGGGUCACCUCUCCAGAUUGGACCUGAAUGGAGAUGAUAUCGAAAGAAUGGGCGGCGAGCCCGUUAAACUGCUAAUGUAGUGGAUACUCACCAUACUCUCCUCGGACGGGUGUUGAACUGGGGCGCACCACCGGUCCUCUGGCAAGUGUUCGGGUGGCUUUUCAAUUUUGCGUUUUCCGUUUCCUUUUCUUCCCGCAUUGGCGGUCCUUGUUUUUAGUUAAAAGUCCCGGCCCUCUUAGCGGUGUAGAAUCAAGUAGAAUUCUAUUGUUUUUUAGUACUCGUAGGAGAUCUUUUCAUCUUCCUAUUUUGCGCUUCUCCACGUCAACAUAUACGAUAUACCAAGGCCAAAUCCCCUAGCCGACAAUGCAUGUGGUGUGAAGUCGCGUCGCCGUAUAGAUCGUAUUUUAAAGGAGACCUAGAUACCUCGGUAAAUUCAAGUCAACCCCCCCUUAAAUCAUCCCGCCCCUUCCCUUUCCAUGUCCUCCUCACCAACCCCACCAUCAUCAACGCCCCCCCGACCCCUUCUCUCUUUCUCUCCUUCCUUCCCACUCUCUUCACCA
This is a messenger RNA of Chaetomium fimeti, 1785 nucleotides long. RefSeq lists its product as uncharacterized. The record is from RefSeq and is a predicted model, not a curated record. Bases 343 to 1305 code for a protein of 320 amino acids. Lineage: Eukaryota; Fungi; Ascomycota; Sordariomycetes; Sordariales; Chaetomiaceae. The transcript has a single exon.